This is a messenger RNA of Coffea eugenioides, 2325 nucleotides long. Its product is annotated as ectonucleotide pyrophosphatase/phosphodiesterase family member 3. Gene Ontology annotation, cellular component: vacuole. The transcript has a single exon. The record is from RefSeq and is a predicted model, not a curated record. NCBI's taxonomy places the organism in Eukaryota, Viridiplantae, Streptophyta, Magnoliopsida, Gentianales, Rubiaceae. The coding region runs from base 459 to 1949 and encodes 496 amino acids.
AAAGCUGGUAAUCGCAGGCCUGCCAAUAGCCGAAACCUCAUCAAUCAUCAUCUGAUAUUGAAACGAUCCAAUUAGGAAUAGUCACCAGCCCACCACCAACUUUGGGAAACCGUCCGUCCGUCCGUCCGUCCGUCAGCCAGCAUCCCAGCUCUCCUCCGACAGCUCUCUUUUAACCAAUUCCAGCAACUUUCCCUUUCCUUCUUCCCGCUCCACUCUUUGACCCUCUUCUCUCCUUCACAUCUUCACGUCUUCCCUUUAUACACUUCCACUUUGAAAGGGAGAAGAAGAGUAUCAAAGCCUCAAAGCUAAAUUUCAUCAAAACCUACACCAAGAUUCAAUCUUUGGCAUCUUUUGACUGAUUCAGAAUCCCAUCGUUUUGAUAAUGUAGAUACAACCCAGAUCACAGCAUCUUGAAUCUUUCUUUUUUUUGGUCCAUUCAACGCAAUAUUAUCAGGAUCAUGGAUACAGAAUCUCUCUCUCUUUUACCUUCGGGCAAAAUUAAAAUACUCACCCAAAAUCCAGCCGGAAAAGCAGACGAUGGCCCACAAACCUCAACCACAGCGUUGCUCUCGUUGAGCACAUAUUCUUCAUCUCCCACAGCACCCAAAGCCACAGCUAAAACAGUGCUCUUCAUCUCUCUCGUCCUCUCAACUUGUAUAGCUGUGUCUGCAGCUAUAGCCUUUGCUUACCUCUUCUUCGACGCCUCCCAUUCAUCGUCAUUACCACCGUCGCCUCCCGAUAUUGAAGUCUCCCGUCCGCUUAAUAAACUAAAAGGACCGGUUGUUCUCUUGGUUUCCUCAGAUGGGUUCAGGUUUGGAUACCAAUUCAAGACCGAUACUCCAAAUAUUCACAGAUUGAUAAAUAAUGGGACUGAAGCUGAGUCGGGUCUGAUCCCGGUUUUUCCAACUCUAACUUUCCCCAAUCAUUACUCAAUUGUCACUGGUUUGUACCCAGCAUAUCAUGGAAUUAUCAAUAAUUAUUUUACUGAUCCUAAAACUGGUGAGUUUUUCAGUAUGAGCAGUCAUGAGCCCAAGUGGUGGCUUGGGGAGCCUUUAUGGGAAACUGUGGCUAAUCACGGGUUGAAAGCUGCAACAUAUUUUUGGCCUGGUUCUGAGGUACAUAAAGGUUCUUGGAAUUGUCCUGCUAAUUGUUGUAUGCAAUAUGAUGGUUCUGUGCCUUUUGAAGAUAGAGUUGAUGCUGUGUUAAGGUACUUUGAUUUGCCUAGUGAUGAUAUGCCUGUUUUUAUGACAUUGUAUUUUGAGGACCCUGAUCAUCAGGGUCAUAAGGUUGGGCCUGAUGACCCUGAUAUUACUGAAGCUGUUGGUAGGAUUGAUAAGUUGAUUGGGAGGUUGAUUGAUGGUUUGGAAAAAAGAGGGGUUUUCGAGGAUGUGAAUAUCAUCAUGGUUGGUGAUCAUGGGAUGGUUGGUACUUGUGAUAAGAAGUUGAUAUUUUUAGAUGAUUUGGCUCCAUGGAUUCAAAUUCCAAAGGAGUGGGUUCAGUCGUAUAGCCCAUUGCUUGCAAUUCGCCCACCAUCAGGAACUUCUGUUAAGGAUGUUGUAGCUAAGAUGAAUGAGGGACUGAAGUCUGAUAAGGUUGGGAAUGGGAACAGAUUGAAAAUUUAUCUCAAGGAGGAGUUGCCGAGUAGGCUGCAUUACUGGGACAGCUACCGGAUUCCACCCAUUAUUGGUCUGAUUGAGGAAGGAUUUAAGGUGGAGCAGACAAAAUCGAGAAAGCAAGAAUGCGGAGGAGCACAUGGUUAUGAUAACGCAUUUUUCUCAAUGAGGACUAUUUUUAUUGCCCAUGGACCUCAGUUUGCAAGGGGACGCAAAGUUCCAUCUUUUGAAAAUGUUCAGAUAUAUAACUUGGUUACAACGAUUCUGAACAUACAAGGGGCUCCAAAUAAUGGGACAUUAUCAUUUCCACGGACAAUUCUUUUGCCUAGCCACUGAAUUGUUUAGUUUACUUACCAACAUGGAGUAUCAAGGAGGAGGUGGUUAUCCUUCCUGCAGUAUUCAUUUUCUUAUGUAAGAAACUCAUGGGUCAAGAUGGCGGGGCCUGUCUGAAGAGGUAAUUGCCGUGAUGCUCAAACUCAGUAGGCUCCAACAGCAUCACAGUUGAUUUUGAAGUGAUAGGCAAUCUGUUGGUCACUUGCUAUUCUCUCCCAAUGCAUAAUGUGUUGUAUCCAUCUUGCAGCUUAUAUGAGAACGGACGUAGCAUUUGGACCUUAGAUGUUGUAUAUGCUGUUCUUCUUGCGGUUUGUAUGCAGAGAAAUUCUGCAGUGGAUUAUACUGUUUGAUAAUUGUAUCCUUGCAUGUUUUGGAAUUA